Synchiropus splendidus (mandarinfish) is the source of this 3158-nucleotide messenger RNA. RefSeq names its product cholesterol 24-hydroxylase-like. Bases 237 to 1781 code for a protein of 514 amino acids. Gene Ontology annotation, molecular function: cholesterol 24-hydroxylase activity; iron ion binding; heme binding. The transcript has 15 exons. The record is from RefSeq and is a predicted model, not a curated record. NCBI's taxonomy places the organism in Eukaryota, Metazoa, Chordata, Actinopteri, Syngnathiformes, Callionymidae. Gene Ontology annotation, biological process: cholesterol catabolic process.
UUAGACAAAAGCGACUAGCGACAAAUCUAGCGACUUUUUUUGGUGAUCAGAGGCUCCAAGAUCGCGGGAGGGGUUCAGAGAAAGACACGGAGAGGGGCAGUGGAAGAGUAUGAGCAGCACUAUUAUAUAUAUAGUAACUUGAAGGCGUUACCUUAGAUGUUUGUAGAAGGUGGGAGGUUUCUUGAGUGAGCCUACAUAAAGGAAUAUUCAGGAAGUUUGCGCCGUUAUCUUGUUGGAUGAGCUUUGGAAGAAGAAGAUUCAAAAUGUCACUUAUCUCCCUCAUUCUCAGUUGGAUCCCCUCUGUUCUCCUCCUGCUCCUCUGUGGACUUUUCUCUUGUUUUCUGUGUUUUUGCGUGUACGUCAAAUAUCUGCACAUGAAGUAUGCGCACAUACCUGGACCUCCCAUUGACAACUUCCUUUUUGGGCAUAUCUUCAGUUUGGUGCGUAUCAUGAACAACGGCUUUGUACUUGACAAAUAUUUGGAGUGGUCAGAGACCUAUGGACCAGUGUACAAGCUACAUGUUCUGCACCACGUGAUGAUUUUCACCACCUGUCCUGAAACUACCAAGAAAGUCCUUGUGUCAUCAAACUACUUCAAAGAUACUGUGAUGUACAGCGGACUGAUCCACCUUUUUGGUCAAAGGUUUUUGGGGAUGGGAAUUGUCACCGUAGUGGACCACGACCACUGGUAUAAGCAAAGGAGGAGUAUGGAUCCUGCAUUCAGCAGCAUGAAUCUGAGGAGCUUCCUCAGCCCCAUCAAUGAGUAUGCAGAAAGGAUGAUGAGCAAUAUCAAUGAGGCUGUGGAAAAUGAAUCUGCAGCCAACAUGACUGACUUUAUAAACGCAUUCACUCUGGAUGUGCUCGCCAAGGUGGCUUUUGACAUCGACUCUGACACGAUGAAAAACAAGAGCGCGUUCACAGAGGCUAUUAAACGAUGCAUGAGCGGGAUCAUACACACUCGGGAUGCUUUUUUUCAGUUUAAAAGCGCAAAUAAAGCAUACGUCGCCUCAGUGAGAGAAGCUAGUCGCUUUCUGCGUGAGACGGGAAGAGACUGGAUCAGUCGGCGAAGAGUUGCCAUAGAGAAUAAUGAGAGCGUCCCAAAAGACAUUCUGACUCAGAUCUUGAAAAUUGCCAAACAAGAUGAGAAAACGACCGUAGAGGAUGGGGAGUUCAUGGUGGACAACUUUGUGACCUUCUUCGUCGCUGGGCAGGAAACCACGGCCAGCCAGCUAGCCUUCUGUGUCAGAGAGCUGGGCAGAUAUCCUGAAAUCUUGGAGAAAGUGAGAAAAGAGGUGGAUGAGGUCCUUGGGAUGAAACAGGAGAUCAAUGCUGAAGAUCUUGGACGGCUGGUUUACUUGACCCAGGUUCUGAAGGAGGUUCUGAGACUGUACCCAAUAGGCCCAUUGAUUCCUCGCCGGGUCAACGAGGAUCUUGUCAUUAAUGGAGUCAAAAUACCAGGAGGAGUCCAUACAAUUUUCAGCCCUUAUGUGGCCGGGAGACUGCCCAAGUUCUUCAAGGACCCACUUGUAUUCGACCCAGACCGGUUUCAUCCAGAUGCUCCCAAGCCUUACUACUGCUACUACCCCUUCUCUCUGGGACCACGGAAUUGUAUCGGGCAGUACCUUUCUCAGAUGGAGGCCAAAGUGGUGAUAGCGAAGUUGAUUCAGAGGUUUGACUUCAGCCUCACUCCUGGACAGAAGUUUGGUACGUUAGACAAUGGAACUAUCAGACCACAAAAUGAUGUCACUUGCUUUGUCAAAUAUAGAGAGGAGAAGAAAUGAGGGGAUUUAACAAUUUUGUUUCCCUGAGGGUUGGUGUUCCAGCUACAUAAAAAUAGGAAUCAAUUGGGACAAAUUCAGAGGAAUUUCUUUUGAUAUGUUGUUGCUGUUGCUGUUGCUAUUGUUGUAGUAGAACCCUCCGUAUCCUGUUCCAUUUGAAUUUCUGAGUCCUAAGUCGACACAUUCUUGGCUGUUGAUCUCACGAAAUGUUGGCCUCUGUGCUUUACAUCUGUGGAUUCUUUCUGCGUGAAAAAAAGGCAUCAUACAAUGGAAGAGAAAAGGUAAAAUAAAAAUAAAAUUUAAAAAAAUUGAGACAUUUUCAAAUAUUAUCUUGAAAAAUUGUUUUGUGUGUUUUAAAAGGUAUGAUGGUAUUAUAGAGACGGAAACAAAUUAUGUUUUAUGUUAGUUGUAACAAGAAAAACGAUCAAUGACUGCAGGUACAGGCAGAGAGUAGCUCGAUUAAGCUGCAGGGUCCAAAUGCGUCAUGUUCACCUCAUUCACAUGCAGGGGGGUGGCGCCGUGAGUUCUUCAGUCUUUACAGUUCCUAUGACCGUAAGGGAAACAGUCAAAGUUGACAGGUAUCGAGAGACUGUUCUAUUGAACCCUGUGAACAGCGAUCGUGCUGACUUAGUUUAACUUCGGAGGUCCAGAAUCAGUGCGUCGGAGCAACGGUGUCAUGGUGCCGUCAUCAUUGUCAACACCCUUCAGCAGGUUUUGGGAUCAAACUCACAUGUUUCUCAAUAAAAUUAAAUAUUAGAUUGAGUUUUCUGUGGAUGACUGGAAUGGUAGAUGUAAAGUAGAUAGUCCUGCUUUUGCUCACCAGUGUGAGCCCUGACUAACUUAGUAACCAUGCUAAGAGCUUAGAAUGUGUCUCAAUACAGAACCUCAAAGACCAUCCGCAUCAUCACAACCAUCGCAUCAUGAAAGUAGCAUUUAGUAGUCCUGCCGUUAUCACCAAGCGGUUACUGAACACAACACAACGUUCUAUUUCAGCGUGUUUAUUUGCCAUUGGUAAAAGCGACGAAGACUGGGGAUGUACCCCACCGGUCACUCUUGUGAGCCAGGAUUGAGAGUUUUCACCGCUCUUCACUCCCCUCUCUCUGUGUGACCGUAGUCCGAGUGUAGCAGAGAAGGUUCACCAGAGACUUUAGGCUACCUAACAGGUCAUUUUGACUGAGAGGAAAGACCUUUGCCUCUCCCCUUAUAGCCUAACCAUUAGAACCAUGGCCGCCCUGACGUCUGAGCGGACUCGCUGCCCAAAUAGGUUUCGCAGCCGUCGAAAGGAGAUGUGUGUUUCGCCGUGGACAAAGCUCUUUUUGUGUCUAGCAGGCGUCCCAUAGAUACCCCAGUAGUCGGCCUGCAGUGUUCGGGUGCAGGCAU